Molecule: messenger RNA, 979 nt
Organism: Laetiporus sulphureus 93-53
Lineage: Eukaryota; Fungi; Basidiomycota; Agaricomycetes; Polyporales; Laetiporaceae
Exons: 2
Coding region: 88-810 (240 amino acids)
Source: RefSeq, a predicted model, not a curated record
CGACCCCGUCGCCACGCCCGCUGGUUCGACUUGCUCCCGUAAGUAACGCCAACCGUGACGACGACGGCGACGACGAGCACUACGACCAUGUCCGCGCUGCACACGACCCGCCUGCUCUCCCUCGUCCUCUCCUUCGCCUUCGGCAUCGUCGCCCUCUCCACCAGCAUCGACGCGCUCGCCAAGUCCAACCGCCAGAAGGCCACUCUGCGCCGCGAGGCCGCCAAGCUCUCGUCCUCCAUCACCGUCGACAUCGACACCCACGACGUCUUCGCCUCGGGCGUCGUCGUCACCGUCGUCUCUGGCCUCAUCGCCCUCGUCUCCUUCCUCGCCCUCGCACACGCCGCCCUCGCCCGCGCCCGCCCCUCCAAGGCCGCCGCCGCUGCGCGCACCGUGCCUCUCUUCAGCGCCCACCUCCUCGCGUUCCUCGCCCUCUGGCUCUUCGCGACGAUCGUCCCCUUCACGGACUUUGUCGCUAACCGCGAGGCGAAAAUCACUGCGUACUUGGGCAGCACCCCCCUCAGCGCGAGCACUAUCCAAAGCGAGGAAAACGCGCUCGGGCUUACCCCGGUCUACCACAAGCUUGGCUAUCUCGUCACCGGCGCGAUCCUACCGUGGUUCACGUUCCUCUUCGCGAGUACCUCUGCCGGGCUGUCGUACCUUGCUGCCCGCCGUGCGAGGUACGCGUAUGCCGAUGGAAGGGAAGAUACUGCUGGUGCCGGGGUAACUACCGGAGGAGCCGCGGAGCCGAUGAGCGAGAAGCAGGACGUGAAGGAUCAGGUCGUCGGGGGACAGGGCGAUGCGCGGGUGUAAGUGAGUUUGGGGUGGGUGUAUGCGUGGGGAUCCUUGGCGGGAGGGUGUAUCAGGAUGCUAGGAGCAUGGCCACACGACAAUGCUCAAGGGCAGGGUGUUGAAUGGUAUAAUACAUUCCUGGUUGCACAUGUAAUUCGCCGUUGUGUUCUUUGUUGCAGUGUACGAAAGA